UGUCCCAUCCGAUAUUUCUGUCAAAUUCGCUCACAUGUGCGUUUAUCUAGAUGUGACAGCGUUAAAAACAUUAUUUCUAAGUUGACAUGCCAAAGAAAAUAUCUGCGCUUUUAAUACUGACAAUUAAUUUAUUAAUUAGUGAUGUAUGUGUGGGUUCAAAUGGCGAUACUUCUCGUUAUUAUAGACAAUGUCUAUCUACAUGCAAGACGUCAAGUAGAGAAAGGGACAUUGAUUUAGCGGAACCAGGUUUCUUUACUUCACGAACGUUAUUGUCUUCGCAAGAUGAUUGCAAAUACACUUGUAUGUGGGAUACCGUAAACUAUUUUACUUCUCGCGGGCUCCAAGUACCUCAGUUCCAUGGAAAGUGGCCAUUUAUCCGAAUGUUUGGUCUACAAGAACCUGCAUCGGUGCUGUUUUCUGUACUGAAUUUUUUUGUCAGUUGGAAAAUGUAUGGAGAAUUUAGGAAAGAAGUUCAAUUCGAUACACCGAUGUACCUCGUGUGGAGUUACUUUUCAUUGGUUGGUUUACACGGCUGGCUUUGGUCUAGCAUAUUUCAUGCUCAGGACAAUGCGUUCACAGAAGCAAUGGAUUACUCUUGUGCAUUUGGUAUCGUGUUAACUUUACUAUGUUGUUUGUUAUUUAGGUUAACAUACAAGCGUCGUAAGGUACUCUUCACAAUAAUCUGCGGCUAUGUCAGUAUGCUGUAUACACAUUUGUCCCAUUUGUGGUCUGGACGAAUUAAUUACGGUUAUAAUAUGAAACUCAAUAUACUUCUAGGACUCGUCACAUCUAUUAUGACUCUGGUAUGGUGGUAUCGUAAUUAUAAAAGAUUAGAGCACAUACGCUUAAUCGGUUGGUUUAAUGUACUGAGCGUAUCUUCCACGCUUUUAGAAGUAACAGAUUUUCCACCAAUCUUCUGGAUAUUUGAUGCACAUUCCCUUUGGCAUGCUUCUUCUGCCCCGUUGAUUAUACUGCUGUACAGGUACGUCUACUACAUAUUUUAUAUCUUUCUUUGUUUUUUAGUAACCUUCCUUAACAUAAAUAAUUUCACCUUACAUUUUAGGUUUAUAAUAAAGGACUGUCUCUACUUAAAGAAGUACAGCGCAUUUAGGUGAAAAAAGUAAUUAAUUACUUUGCUGGACGUCCAUUUUUUAAUUUAUUUCUGUACUUCAGUGGAUUACGACUCAGGAAGCAACUGUGUUUAACCGAAACAUGUGAACAUUUUUUAAAUGUUAACAGUGGUUCGUUACCAAUAUUUUUAAUGUAUGUACUUAUAGAACAUGUCCAUUAUUUAAAUCAGUAUCACGACUUUCUGGUUGGCAAUACUAGAGCUUGAAAUAAAAUAAGUCUUUAUAUCUA
This is a messenger RNA of Orussus abietinus, 1359 nucleotides long. It is a transcript of the gene PGAP3, whose product is annotated as post-GPI attachment to proteins factor 3. NCBI's taxonomy places the organism in Eukaryota, Metazoa, Arthropoda, Insecta, Hymenoptera, Orussidae. Gene Ontology annotation, molecular function: hydrolase activity, acting on ester bonds. Gene Ontology annotation, cellular component: endoplasmic reticulum membrane. The record is from RefSeq and is a predicted model, not a curated record. The coding region runs from base 87 to 1115 and encodes 342 amino acids. The transcript is spliced from 6 exons. Gene Ontology annotation, biological process: GPI anchor biosynthetic process.